Molecule: messenger RNA, 2177 nt
Organism: Dissoconium aciculare CBS 342.82
Lineage: Eukaryota; Fungi; Ascomycota; Dothideomycetes; Mycosphaerellales; Dissoconiaceae
Exons: 5
Coding region: 116-2062 (648 amino acids)
Biological process (GO): entrainment of circadian clock by photoperiod; circadian regulation of gene expression
Cellular component (GO): cytoplasm; nucleus
Molecular function (GO): DNA binding; FAD binding
Source: RefSeq, a predicted model, not a curated record
CUUGAAGAUAACAUUACCUUGACAUACCUGGUAUAGACAUAUUCCGUUGGAUCGAUAGCUUGAUGUUGGUCUCUUGCAAUUUUGACAUAUAUCCAUAGUUUGCCUUGUUGGAGACAUGACCGGUCCACGAGUGAUCUACUGGUUUCGAACGGAUCUACGCUUACAUGACUCGCCGGCAUUGAAAGCAGCAUUGGACCUUGAGCCUUCGGCCUUCUUUCCCAUCUGGUGUUGGGACAGUCAUUACGUCUUCCGGGCCCGAGUAGGCGUGAAUCGAUGGCAAUUCCUCAUCGACUGUCAAAAUGAUGUGUCACAAAGCAUCACCAAGUUGAAUCCCAAGAGCAAACUAUUCGUCCUGCGGGAACCAGCGAUCACACUCCUCCCCAAGCUGUUCAAAGCCUGGAAGAUCUCACAUUUGGUCUUUGAGAAGGAUGUCGACGCCUACGCAGCCGAGCGAGACGAAGAGGUCAAGAAGUUGGCCAGGGAUGCCGGCGUCGAGGUCAUCGUCAAGUCCGGCCGCACUCUGUGGGACAGCGACGAGAUUGUGAAAAAGAAUGGCGGCAAACCAACGAUGAGCAUAACUCAACUACAAGCCGCAGGCGCCAAGAUCGGACCCAUCGAGAAGCCUGUCCCCACACCCAAAAGUCUCCCAGACCCCGGAGAUACGCCGAUCAAGUUCAAUCACACCAAACCCGAGUCGAAACCCGACAUGAACGAGCCAUGGCGCGACGACGCCGAAACCUCCUUCGACUCCGGAAUCGCCGGGCCCAACGGGGACUUCGCGCCUCCCACCCUCGAGGAAUGCGGUUUCAAAGCAGCGACGACCCAACACCGGGGCGGCGAGAGCGUGAUCCUCGAGCUCCUCGAAGAGAGGCUCGCGGACGAAGACUACACCGCGACGUUCGAGAAGCCCAAGACCUCCCCGGCCGCGUUCGAGCCGCAGUCCACCUUCCUCACCUCGCCCUACCUCCACUUCGGCGCGCUCAGCUGCCGCUACUUCUACCACCGCGUCGACGCCAUCCUCGAGCGACGCCGCCGAGCCAAGAAGCCCACGUCCUCCCCGCCCGCCAGCCUCCACGGCCAGCUGCUCUUCCGGGACAUGUACUUCGGCGCGCAGGCGGGCCUCGGCUGGUCCUUCGGCCAGACCUACAACAACCCCAAAUGCCGCUUCAUCCCCUGGCACCUGCCGAGCAGAGUCGACGUCGCGACCCGGCGGAGCACCGGCGGGUACGAGGUCGACGACGCCGAGAAGGAGGUCUGGCUCCGGCGCUGGACGGCCGGGACCACGGGGUUCCCGUGGAUCGACGCCAUCAUGCGCCAGCUCCGCCAGGAAGGCUGGAUCCACCACCUCGCGCGGCACUCGGUGGCCUGCUUCCUCACGCGGGGCGGCUGCUACAUCAGCUGGGAGCGGGGCGCGGACGUGUUCGAGGAGCUGCUGAUCGACCACGAGUCGGCGUGCAACAUCGGGAACUGGCAGUGGCUGUCGUGCACGGCCUUCUUCGCCCAGUUCUACCGCUGUUACAGCCCCGUGGCGUUCGGGAAGAAGUGGGACGACGACGGCGAUUAUAUCCGGAAAUAUGUGCCCGAGCUGAAGGAUCUCCCCAAGAAGUACAUCUACGAACCGCACAAGGCGCCGAUCCAGGAUCAGAAGAAGGCCGGGGUGAUGAUCAGGGGGGACGGGUCGGAGACGGAGGCGGGCGGAUUGAAGGUUUAUCCCAAACCGAUGUUCGAUUUCAACAGCCGCAGGGACAUCUGCCUCCAGGGCAUGAAAUCGGCGUACAACGUGGGGUUCUACGGAGACAACCCCAAGGUGCUGGAUGGGACAUGGAAGCAAGCGUUCGACGAUGACGCCGAGGGACCGACAGAGGGCGACAAAGGCGGCCCGGGAGGUCUCGGUUCCUGGGAGGACGCGGACGGCGCCGAGGGGGAAUCUAAGCACGACGAUGGCCCUGAAGAAGAAGAAGAAGAGGGCGGACGCAGCACGACCAAGCCGCGGGGCCACAAGCGCGAGAACAGUCAGAGCAAGUUAGACUUUGGCAAGGGGAAGAAGAAAGCGAAGAAGUGAAUUAUGGAGGAUGAAAAUUAAGCGAUCGAUACUUUAAUAGAUAAUUUGGGUCGCUGUACUAGUAGUAGUGGUAGUAGAUAAGGAAUGUAAAUGCUAGAGGGACGACGCCUGAAAU